AUGGCGCUCCAUCCGGCAAAAAACCAGGAUUGGAAAGAUUUUUGUGGAAACGUGGAGGAUUGGUGGCCAAACGGUGGUGAAUGUUCGGCACAGGGCGUAAAAUUUUACUACUCUGACAAUAAUUCUCCUAGUCAUCGGGAUGGUGUCAGUAUAAUAGUCACAGAACCUCUGGGCAAAUGUGUAACAAACUUUAUACCACUCUCAGACAGAGCAAUGAUAUUAAAAAUUAACACCAAACCUGUAGAACUAAAUGUAAUUCAAAUAUACGCACCAACGACAGAAAAAGAUGAUGACGAGAUUGAAGGGUUUUACUGUGAAAUAGAAAGUUUACUAAAAUUAAAGAAACCACAUGAAAUGACUAUUAUAAUGGGGGACUUCAACGCAAAAAUUGGUACCGGAAGAGUCAAUGAUAUAGUAUGUUCAUUUGGCUUAGGAACAAGAAAUGAAAGAGAUAACCGUCUAAUAGAGUUCUGUGAAGAAUUUAAAUUCAAAGUUACAAAUACGUGGUUUCGUUUACCACCUAGAAGACUUUACACCUGGAAAUCGCCGCAAGAUAAUGCUGGAAAUAUCGUGCGAAAUCAAAUUGACUUUAUCUUUGUAAACAAAAGAUUUGCUACUUCUAUAAUGAAGGUUUCUACUUACCCGGGGGCUGACGUUCCAUCAGACCACAACUUAUUGCAGGCUAAUGUUAAAUCAAAUUAG
Molecule: messenger RNA, 702 nt
Organism: Condylostylus longicornis
Lineage: Eukaryota; Metazoa; Arthropoda; Insecta; Diptera; Dolichopodidae
Product: craniofacial development protein 2-like
Exons: 2
Coding region: 1-702 (233 amino acids)
Biological process (GO): chromatin remodeling
Cellular component (GO): nucleus
Molecular function (GO): catalytic activity
Source: RefSeq, a predicted model, not a curated record